Molecule: messenger RNA, 10277 nt
Organism: Globicephala melas (long-finned pilot whale)
Lineage: Eukaryota; Metazoa; Chordata; Mammalia; Artiodactyla; Delphinidae
Gene: ZDHHC21
Product: zinc finger DHHC-type palmitoyltransferase 21
Molecular function (GO): palmitoyltransferase activity
Source: RefSeq, a predicted model, not a curated record
GCGGCUCCCGGGCGCCCAGCUGGGACCGCGGCGGCGGCGGCGGCAGCCGGUCACUCCACCGCGCGGGCGGCGCACACCUAACUCGCCGGUCCCGGCGCUCUGGCUCCCGGAAGCGGAAGGGGAGCGCGGCCCGGCUAGGGCGGUGGCGGCGGGACUAGAGGAGGAGGAGGAGGAGGCGGAGGGGGAAGAAGCGGAGGUGGAGGGGGAAGAGCUGCCGGCGGCCGCGAGAACAGCGGCGGGGAGAGGCGAGCCCCCGGUGCCGAUUUGCACGGAGAACUGCUCUUGAGGAGAGAUCCAUUUGUUGGGAUAUAAUAAAAAGAAUGAAUCAAGAUAAAACCUCUAAAUGCAAGUACCAGAAAAAUUACAACACAUCUCAGUGAAUUUGCAGGUGGUUGAUCUUUCCUUGUGGGUUGGCAGGCAGUCAUAGGACUGCAAAAUGGGUCUCCGGAUUCACUUUGUUGCUGACCCACAUGGUUGGUGCUGCAUGGGUUUGAUUGUCUUUGUCUGGUUAUACAACUUUGUUUUAAUUCCCAAAAUUGUCCUCUUUCCUCACUAUGAAGAAGGACAUAUUCCAGGCAUAUUAAUAAUAAUAUUCUAUGGCAUUGCCAUAUUUUGUCUGGUUGCCUUAGUGAGGGCCUCAAUAACUGAUCCAGGAAGACUCCCUGAGAACCCAAAGAUCCCACAUGGAGAAAGGGAGUUCUGGGAAUUGUGUAACAAGUGUAAUUUGAUGAGACCAAAGCGUUCCCAUCACUGCAGCCGCUGUGGCCACUGUGUUAGGAGAAUGGAUCAUCACUGUCCAUGGAUUAACAAUUGUGUUGGUGAAGAUAAUCACUGGCUUUUUCUGCAGUUGUGUUUCUACACUGAACUUCUUACUUGCUACGCACUGAUGUUUUCUUUCUGCCACUAUUAUUACUUUCUUCCACUAAAAAAGCAUAACUUGGACCUCUUUGUUGUUAGACAUGAAUUGGCCAUAAUGAGACUAGCUGCCUUUAUGGGCAUUACAAUGUUCGUUGGAAUAACUGGACUCUUUUAUACUCAACUAAUUGGCAUCAUCACAGAUACAACAUCUAUUGAAAAGAUGUCAAACUGUUGUGAAGAAAUAUCGAGGCCCCGAAAGCCAUGGCAGCAGACCUUCUCAGAAGUUUUUGGCACUCGUUGGAAGAUCCUGUGGUUUAUUCCUUUCAGGCAGAGGCAACCACUGCGAGUUCCCUACCACUUUGCCAAUCACGUCUAAACAGAUGGAUGGUGGGCACAGAUGGGUCCUCCAUGCUGGAAAUGCGUUACAGGUUUUCUGAUAAUAGAACUAUGACAGUCUUCAAGUCAAUUAAAAUCCACCCACCAAUCUUAAGCAUCAUAAUGUGCCCCAGGCUUUAUUUUAAUAGUGAUCUUGAUCCUGUUGUGGGACUAAUACAUGAUCUAUACUUAAGUUUUAAAGCAUGUUUACUUUCAAAUUAGCUUUCCACAGGGAUUUCUUUAAAUGCUUUUGUUAUUAAACUCAAAAGGCAGUGAUUGGGAUGAAGUAAUUGUACAUAAUUUCUUUUAGUACUGACAGUGUUACAGAUUUUACUUUAUGGGAAACUUCGGAUGUUUAUUUAAAAUUUUCACCCUUAAGCAGUACUAACCAAAUCUGAAUUUCAUUCUUUAGGUUUUACAAAAAUUGAUACGCCUUAUAUGUAAAUUUUCUUUUUCAAAUACAAUUUUAUGUUAUACUUCCUUUUGUAUGUGCUGCAAGAUUUUUUAAAAUUUAGCAUAUAGGAUUGAACAACAACAACGAAACAAAAACAGCAACAAAAAGGACAGUGUUUUCUUAGAAGUAGCUUUCUAAUGUUUUUUUUUCUCUUCACCAAAAGCACCCUAAAGUAAAACACCAACUACCUACCUUAUUUUAAAGGAAAGAUUAAUUUUUUUUCACAUUAACUUUCCCAUUUCUUUCCCCUGUACUGUUGUAAUUAUUGGUUUUUGUUAAAAUAUUUGUUCCAAGGGGAAAUUUUUGACCAAACAGGCAUGUGUUCCUAUUUUACCCUAAGAUUUUUAUUAGCAAAAAGGGUAAAGAAUUUGCAAUAAUUCCACUGAUACCUUUUCUAGUGUAGUUAUGUUAGAAUGCAUAUGUUUUUAAAAUGCUAGUAUAGGGCUCCCCUGGUGGCGCAGUGGUUGAGAGUCCGCAUGCCGAUGCAGGGGACACGGGUUCGUGCCCCGGUCCGGGAUGAUCCCACAUGCUGCGGAGCGGCUGGGCCCGUGAGCCAUGGCCGCUGGGCCGGCGCUUCCGGAGCCUGUGCUCCGCAACGGGAGAGGCCACAACAGUGAGAGGCCCGCAUACCGCAAAAAAGAAAAAAAGCUAAUAUAACUAGAUAAUAUAUAAUGUAUAGUAUAAAGAAGAAUAUUGUGCUUUAAAAAAAAUAUGUAUACUUUUUACUUUUGUUUACCUACUAGUAGAUCUAAAAUUACACCUUGAAGGUUUUUAUAUAAUAGAUAUUGGCCAACUAAUAUUGAAAUUUUAUUUAUAGGAAGUUACUAGUAAAAGUAACUUUUGUGUACCUGUAAUCACCCAGAUUGAAAUUAAAUUUUAAUUGACCAACUAUAAUCUGGAUUGAGAGACCAUUUUUAGUAGCCAAUGUUAGGAAAUGACCUUAAAAUGAGAAAAUAUAAUCUAUAUUCAUUAUUAGCCUUAUACAGAUUUAAAUUGCUAAUUGUGAUGGUCUCUUGGAAAGCAUAGAAUAUUUGUGUGAGAAAAAAUUGAGCAUGGUUUGAAAAAAAUUCAGUUAAAAAUUUUUUUCCAUUAGAAUACUGCAAAAUCCAUAUAUCUUUAAAAAACUAAUUAUGUACUCAGCCUUUCCCUUGAAGAGAGGAUUGAAGGGGUAUCUAGUGUUCUUGGAGCAUAUCAAUAUUUUCUUUUUGGUUAGUUUUGGUAGUAAGGAGUCAUACCUGAGAAAUCAUGAAACAGAAGGUUACCAUUGUCAGCUAGUUAACUGUACUGUGGUUAUUUUUUAGAAAUUAUAAAUAUCUCCUAAAAUAAUAGAAUAAGGUCUACUCAGAGAUACAAGUACCAUGUCUUUCAUGUUCUGAUUACAGUGCUUUAUUAUUUAAAAACUUAGUGGCAGAUGGAAAUAUUUAUUGGUGCUGAUAAGAUUCAUAGUAAAUUUAAUAUAAGAAGUAUAUUUAUAGAGCUUAAUGAACCACAAAAUUAGUACAUAUAUUCAUUCCAGGCAGAUGGGUUGGGUUUUGACCAAAUUUGGCCUGGUGACUGAACUGUUAUAAGGAGUAACGUGUAGAUAAUGUAGAUAGAUGUCAGUCAGAUGCCUUAUGCUGUAUACAUUCCUUUCAAAUAAGGACAUUGAGAAAACAGCAAAGCCAAGUGAAGACCCCCUAAAGAGCUUUAUGGACGAAUUUAUACUUCAUAUGGUAGCAGUAGCUACCUUGAAAGGUACCAGGGAGGUACUGAGUGCCAACCUCUGUCUCAGUAAUGAGAAUCAAGAGGUGGUCUCUUUCCCACUCUAACGGUUUCUGGUCUUGGUUUUCUUAGGUUCCCCACUUCUAGGGCACCUCUUCCCACCUUUCUCUUUACCUUCCCUGAUCCCUCUGUACCUGAUUUCUUUAAAUUACUGGAAUACAAACUAAUGCACUAGGCAAGGCAUAUAUUUAUUUUUGUUUGAAUGGCAGAAAUGCUACCUAUCAAUAUAUUUAUGUAGGAAUCUAUAUAAAGUAUAUCUAUAUAUACUUACGCUGUAACUUUCAGUAUUUCAGAGUUAGCACACCUAACUGGGUUUUAUGAUUCUUGUUAGACAACUUGAGAGAGAACACCUGGCACUUUCCUGGGGAGUCCAUAAACUCUAGUGUGCUCUCUGCGCCCUCUUUUGGCUAAUUGAUGUAAUUAUACUGGCUCUAGAGAUGUGUUGCCCAAAUGAAAUGUGUACCCAAAUUCUGAACAUUUCAGAGGUACAAACUUAAGGGAAGCCUAUGUACAAAAAUGUAAGGUUUUAUGAAAAUUAAUGUGUUCCUAUUUAUGAUUCUGAUGUCUGGUUCAUACAUAUAUGACUACUUUGCUUCAUUUAUGUAUAUUCAUAUUAUAUUUUUUACUAUCAGACAAAUUUAUAUCAGAUCAGGAUAAAUAAAUAUAAACCAUUUCAUGAAUUUUAUUUUGAACCUUAUUUUGGCAAAUUAAGUCCUUAGAAUUAAAAAGUCAUUACCUUAAAAUUACCAAUUUAUUACAAAACAAAUUUAUCGUAGUUACAAUGGCAAGCCAGUGUCUAAUGUGUUUUACUGAAUAUCUAAAAAAAAACAUUCAGUUUUUUAAUCCCAGUUUUGGAAUGAUUUUUUUAACUGAUUCAAUUGCAUUAAAAUAAUAAGAGAUUAAUAAUUCUUUCUAUACUUCUCUUCAUUCUUUUUAACUUUCCUGCUGUGAGUUAGAGCUGUAGCUUUAGCAGCCAAUUUAUUAUAUAUUCUGGAUAACCCUGAAAAUAACUAAUGAUGUUGAGCAUUAGAAAAUAAUUAUAAGCAGUGAGAUUACUGAUGUAAUCUGUAUAUUGGAUGAAGUAUUUCGUUAUAAACAUUUCAUUUCAUUUUAAGCGAAAUGUAUUUUAAAGGAUGUUUUACAUUCAGCAAAGUCAUUAAUUGGACUUCUGGAAAUGAAAGUAGUUGUUAAGUACUUGUUAUAAAUUGCACCUCUUGAACAAUUAUAUUUGUUGCUCUUCUUUUCUGCAAACAAAAAUGUUUAUGGGCUCAAGAUUGUAGGCAAAAAGUGACUGAGUUCAGAAUUUUAAAAAUAUUGUUAGCUGAUGUUCCAUUGUGAAAAAAAUACUAUUUUGCUUCAGAGUUGUAUUAAAAAUAUUUGUGGUUAACAUAAGAGGUAGAUAUACUUAAAAUAUUAAUAUGUUAAUGUCUUUGAACAGAAGAAAGCAUAGUUUACUUUUAAGUAAUAGAAAUAGAGAACAUAAGCAUAAAGUUUAGUGUAACAGCUAAGUUAAAACUUCUGUCAGAAUGAACAUCAGUGAAUGUUUGCUAAUGCUUAGAGGUAUUUUUCUCUAAGGAUGGCGGCUAAUUAUAACUGUUCUUCAUCAGGCUUUUUCAAGUCACUUUCCUACAAAUAAUUAGUUGAAGGUGUGUCACCCAAAAGGGUGUAUUAAUGCUCAUCAUAAAGACUUGAGUUAGGGCAACACCUCCACCCAGGAAGUAUGAAGUAGUUUUGAUUAUAACCACAUACCUUUCUAUGUGUUAGAUAAUGGAGCAGUUUGAAUGUUCUCACAUAUGUUGGUAUAAAAUCACAAUGUAUCCAGCUCUAGUUUACAGUGGUAUUAAUAUUAACAGAGCUGCUAGUCUUUCCCUGGACUUUUCUCUAGUGUCUACUUCCCUUGUGCUUCAUGUAUGAAUAGACUACUUAGCUCAAGUUUACUAAACUAUUGCUGCUUCAUUAAAUAAGUUUUUGACAUGACCUCUAUAUAUGUAGAUAUAUCUAGAAUUUACUUGGUACAGUUUACACUUACAAACAUUAAAUAAUUUAUUAAUAGUUAUAAGUAUUAGAUUUUUUACCCAAUUCUACUACUGUUGCUUUCAAAAAUAUAAGUACUGGCAAAUGUAGUUAGUAAGUCAUGUACAUUUAGUAUGUUCUACUUGCUAGUAUUAGUAACCAUAUAAUUAACAAAUGAAUGAGUGUAUUAUUUAAUGUCCACAUUUGUUACUUUCGAUCCUAAGAAUCCUCUGAAUUUCUCUGUAAAUCACAAAUUUCAUUAUGCUCUGAAUUUAGCCAUUCUCAAUUGAAUUCUAGAAUAUUCUUCAGCAGAAUGUGAGAAAGUAAUAGAACCAACUUGCUGGAAGUAUUUUGAACCAAUGUUGUUCUUAUGUAUAUCAAUCAGUAUUUAGCAUUUCAGCUGCAUUUAGGAUGAUGAUGGUUUAACUUCAGGAAGUGUUUUCUCUGAUGUCUCCUUUCAUUAUCAUUGUGCAAUUUUUAACAACAAAAUUUACUACAUUUCUGUCUGUUCUUCAGAUGUUGUAAUACUACCUGCUAGUGCUAAUUUGAAACAGAAAUAGUAAUGGUGUUUAUCCUUAUGUCAUUGGUAUUUUCUAUUAUCAUUAUUUUUUUUACUAUUAUUAUUUCCUUUUUCCCUUGUCUACCAUAGAGGACAGGUACAAAUGAGUAGUGAGUAGCCAGAAUUAGAUAAAGAGAGUAUUAAGAUGGAGAGAAGGCUAGACAGAGCAUGUAUAAUCAGCAUCUCAGCAGAAGGGUUUACUGGAUACAGAAUCUGUGACGUCAGAGAAUUCCUGUGCUACAAUCAUUUUAGCCUUAUCUCUUGUUGACACUGUUUCACUGUAAGAGUUGUUGAUGCGUGUAAGCGUUUAGUUUGAGUUAUUUUAUCCAAGGAGUGUAUAUUGCUGAUUCUUGUCAGCUAGUCAGAUGCCUUUAAGAAAUUAUUUUGAUUUUUAAAUAUCGGAAGUGUACAGUGUACGCUAACAUGAAGUGUCAGGAAUUAUGCGAAAGUACAGCUACUUAAUGCCAAGCAGAAAUGAAUAGGUUGCCCAAGGUUUGAUUGAAAAAGCUGGGACCUUUUUAUAAGUCUCCUCUUGCAGAGAAAGGAUAUACUAAGUAUUGUAGUAAAAUCUGUCAACAGAGGGAAAAUCAACAGUUUGUAUAUAAAGGGUGCUUUUUACUUUAAAAUUUGGACUAUUUCAGUUUUUCAUAUCUUGAGAGUCUCCGUAGCUAUUGGUAUUUUGAAUCCCUGUAACAUGUAAUGUGGUGUUUACCACAGUUGUUCAACACUCUGAUCUUUUGGGUAUUGAUAGCUUUAUAUCUAAACAGAGAUAUGGACAAAACAGUAGCAAUGUAAGGUGGUCUUUUUGUGGUUUUGCUUGUCUGUUGACUAAAUAAGGGUUUACCUGGGUAGGCUGUCAAGUAAAGGGAGAGCUAGUCUGCAUAUUGCACACUCGGUGUUCUUGCCAGGGUGUGUCGGGUGACAUUUGAACUACUGGUGCCUGAAGUUAGUGUUUCACAGCCUCAACAGCUAAGACAUCCUGGUGCUACUCACUUUAGCAUUGAGUGACAUUUUUAAUUCCCGUACCAAAGAGUUAAUUUUCUUUUUGGUUCACUGAGUUUUCUUCUCACAUCCUUGUGUUUAUAAAGUAGAAUUUAAUGUCACUAAGAACAAUUUUGAUUAAUAGAUCUUAGUUUUUGCACACUGCUGCCUCAAUUUAGUUGGCUUUAAAUGUCUCUCACUUGGUCUGUUUUUUUCUUUUUUGCUUAGAAAGUAAAGUAAAAAAAAAAGAGGUUUUUUUUUUUUUUUUUACUUAAUAUGGUCUUUAAUUUUGUAUUUUCGUAUAGAUUGGCUACUUUAAAAAGUAGUUUAAUAGGUCGAACUUACAAAGAUAAUUGAAACACUUUACACAAGAUUUUUUUGUUUUAUUCUGCAGGAAUAAAUGAGAAAUAAUAAGUCUUAUCUCUACAGAUGAACUCUGUAGCUUGUUGGGUCCUUUUAAUAAAUGCUAAAGCAAAAUGCUAAAAGGAGAAGUUAAGGGCCCAUUCUGAUUACAGAUGAAGAAUUUUGCAUCUGUGUGUGUGUAGGGGUGUGUGUGUGUGUGCGCGCGUGUGUGUGUGUGUGUGUAAUCCUUAGUGGUAUUAAAGAAUGAUAAUUGCCAUUUGUCUGUUUUGUGAAUAAAGAUAAAAUUAAAGAACGUUUUAAAAAUAUACGCAUAUGUGAUAUAUGUAUGCACACAUACACGCGCACACACACACUCUUGCCCAAGAGGAAAUGCAAAACUUUGAUUUAAAAGCAAAACGAAAAUUGAACUUUACCCAAAAAAAAGCCUGGAUGUUGUUACUCACUUUACAUAAGUUAGAGUUAAGAGUAUUUUUAAAACUAAUUCUGCUUAGUGAUUCAUUUUACAAAAAAUGGGAGAGAACAUCCUUUAGAAGUAGUUGUCCAAAUGUAAUACUGCUAUGUGUACUAUCCUGGUUCCCUAUUUUUUUCCACAGACUUCUAAAACACUCAUUUAGUGUCCUUAAAAAAACUGUAGCUGAAAUGAUUAAAAAUUUUGGCAAGAAUAUAAUUGUGUGUAUGUACUGGAAAAGUAGACAAUCACAUUUGAGAAUGUUUUGCAUAGUUUUCAAUCAACUAAAAUCACUCUGUCUUUGAAUGUAGAUACAGUAUAUGGUUUUGCAGUGAAUUCUGAAUGGAAAAAAAUCAAGUCAAACUAGUGUGAGAUGUGACUUAGGAUCAUUUGAAUGAUAUGUAGAAAUACAGAUGUACAUAUUUUUAGGGGUAAAGACAAAAUUUAAAAGCAAAAUGGGAAGAGACAACAUUGUCUCUCUCUGUCAACAAUAUAUUUUCUAGAUUUUGUUGUGACAAUAUCAGUUCUGAGUUACUCAGCUUGUUUAUGUGUUACUUAAAUUAAUGUGGCUGAAUGCAGUUAUUUGUUCAAGUUAUUGGAUAGUAGAAGAUUCACAACUAUCUGCUCUCCUCCAGAGAUGAAUAUUAAAAAGAAAUAUCUACUUUAGCAUAGGUACAAUAAAGCGACUAAAUGAUACAAUAGGAAGAAGUUUCUCCACAAUUGGAGAUACUCAGACAAAUCAGUUGCAGGUCUAACCUGGGGGAAUGGAAUAGGCUUUUGGGAGAACUGAGCGUAGAUGAUGUUGCUUGUAGGAGCUUUAUGUCCCUGGAAUUAGUCUUUUUAAAAUGUGACUGGCAAGUUUAAUGAAUAGGCAAAAUUUGUGAUAUUUCAAGGCUCCUAAAAUUUUGUGUCAACCUCAAUGGUGUCUAAUAUUAUAUCCCUAAAAUAAAAGAUUUUAUUUUAAUAGUGGUAUGUUCCAAGUGCCAUAUGACGAUCCUGUUUUUACAUUUAUCAGGCAUUUUUUCAUUCAGUGCAUAUGUUUAAAUCUGAGUGCUGUUUUGCUGCAUGUCUGUUUUACCUUGUCAGUUACCCUAAGAGCAUUUAAAGAAAAAUCUUCACUGACAUUUCUUGUGCUAAAGGUAAUAAGGAAAAUGGUAGUUGAGGGAUAUGAGAAUAGAUUGAGAAGAGGGAGGAAAAUGACAGGUGGGAGGCAUGUAUGUAUCUGAGAUAUACUUGUUUAAAUGAAAAGUCGACACUGGUUCUUAAAAUGAAAAACAAACCAUGUAUCUAGCUUAAGAACGGUGUUUUGUUUUUAAUUUAUUUUAACGAUUUAGUUUUAUUCAUGUAAUAUUUCUGUUUUCUUUGCAGAUUGUUUUUAAUUUAAAUUGUGGAGUUUUUACUUCUCUUGAAAUGUAUUAUGUACUGUAUUUUUAGAAAUCUUAUUUUUAAAUAAAUAUUUUUUAAAAACAUAGGACUGUUCUUCUCCCCCACCUCUGUAUUUAUUAAAAUCAACCCAAAUUCUAGAUUUCAGCACUAUCAGUGUGGCAGGCCACUUUGUUUAGUUUCAUGCAAUUUGGAUAAUGAUUCAUACAUAAUAGCCUUAGGAUUUUGUUCUGUUAUAAUCUCAAAAUUGUUUAUAUAUUCAAGAAAAACUGGGUAUACAUAGUAGGGUUGAAAUUGACAAAUGCAGUAUUUCUUGUUAGGCAUAUUUGUUUAGAGAUGACCCAACUGGCUGGAUUCAGUCACCCCGUUUAUUUAACAUUUAUUGUGCCAGACAGUAUUUUAUGGAACUAUUUUUUCUUUGUGGAAUAAUUUACAUAAAAUAAAAUGCAGAGAGUAUAUAUCUAGGCAUUGUUUUAGAUCUAGGGGUAUUAAGUUACCUAGAGCCUUUGCUGUUAUGGAGUUAUAGUCUAAGAGUAUGUGGGUAGCUUUUUAUUGACAAAUUUCCUAAGUCUCAACUAAUUGCUUUACUUGUAUAUGCGAGAAGUGAGAACAGAGACGUGUAUAUUAGUGGGUAUAAAUUGGUCAAAAAUAUCUGAAAAGACAAAUCAGUAUGUCUUAGAAACAAUGAAGGUAUAGAAACUGAGAUUGAAAGAUAGGGGCUUAACUUUAUUUUAAAAAUCCCUUCUUAAAUUUUUAUUACCAGAAAAGUAAUGUUGAUAAAUACUCUGAAUUAACAGAUAAGUUAAACGACUUGAUAGAGUUUCAGAUAAAACUAUAAACUUUGCUGCAUUGGUAAAUGAAAGCAAAUUGUUGCAUGCUGACAAACCUUAAAGGAUUAUAAAACUUUAUUCUUGUUCCUUUUUCAAUUUCCUUUGCUCUGAUUCAAAGCAGCAUUUAAAAUAGUUGUGCUUUCUCAGUGAUGAUAAAUUAUAAUUCUCAAGCUUUUUGGUCUCAGAACUCCUUUGUAUUCAUAAAAAUUAUUACAGGCCCCAAGGAGUUUUUGCUUAUGUAAAUAGUCUUUA